This is a messenger RNA of Caenorhabditis briggsae, 774 nucleotides long. The record is from RefSeq and is a predicted model, not a curated record. The coding region runs from base 1 to 774 and encodes 257 amino acids. Lineage: Eukaryota; Metazoa; Nematoda; Chromadorea; Rhabditida; Rhabditidae. The transcript is spliced from 4 exons.
AUGGAAGAAGAACUUUAUAAUGGUUUUUAUCCGAACCGGCAGAUCUAUUACUCCACUGCUUAUCCCUACAGAAGUCCGUUCGCUUUGAAUCGACCGUAUUUGGAAGAUGACUACACCGACUACUAUCGAGAUUACCUAACCAAGACAAACAGUAAUUUUAUGAUCAGGGACUAUGAACGAAAAAUUCGAGUCUUUGAUUCUUCCAUCUACUAUAUUCGUGUCCUUUCUUAUGCUCAAAUUUUCUUAGCCGGUAUCCUCCUGGUGACAGACGUCUCGAAAAAUGUACUUCUGUGGAACUACAUUCAAAUGAACGGCGUCAAAAUUGAAAUGUUUGCUCACGUCAUCUUUCCCAUUUUUGCUCUCAUCGUCGGAUUCAUUUGUCUCACCGCUAUUCUGAAUCCAUCGAAACCGUUGUCCAAAUGUGUUGCCAUUUUACUACUCGUCAUUAUUGUGCCAAAUUUUGUAUUUCCAAGAUAUUCAGUUUUUAUGACAACAGCCAUCGAAUCCGUGGAAAUAAGUCAAGUUAUGGAUCGAAGUCUUUUUGGAAAAGACAUUGAUAUGAUUAAAUCGGAAACGCACAAUCGAAUGUCAAAAAUUCUAAUGUUUUCAACAAAUCAUUGGCCUCUGGGAGUUUCUGAUUUAACAAGUCUUCCUACUGACUUCGUGCUCAUGAUGCAGUACUUGCUCAUUGCAUAUUCCGUUUUUUCACUCUCUCUUUUCAUUUUUUAUGUCAUCACGUUGUUUUGUUUUGUUCGGUUGAUAUCAGUACAAUAA